UGGAAGGAGCAGCAUUGGUUCCAGCGGUCAGUGUCCUCUCCUCGUGGCCGACCGGCAGGAUGACGGUGCCCAGGUGGGAGCGCGUAGCCCGGUUGCUCCUCUGCGCGGCGGGGCUGGCGCUCUCUAUUUAUGCCUGGCACGUGGAGACUUCCAAGGAGCGCGACGCCGCCUACCGGGCUAUGUGUGACAUAAGCCCCGACAUCAGCUGCUCCAAGGUCUUCACCUCCAGGUGGGGUCGUGGUUUUGGCUUGGUGGCAGGCAUUCUGGGACCUCACAGCCUCUUCAAUCAGCCAAACAGCGUUUUUGGGAUUAUUUUCUACAUUCUGCAGAUACUUCUGGGUCUCUUUCACCACAACCUGGCAGCCAUCGCUCUAGUGGCCUCUUCGUUUGUCUCCAUUGCUGGAUCUCUCUACUUGGCCUACAUCCUUUUUUAUGUGCUCCACGACUUCUGUGUGAUUUGCAUCAGUACCUACAUCCUCAACUUUGCCCUCCUGUUUAUAAACUACAAGCGCCUGGGCUACCUCAGCCGUCCACCCCCACCAAAGCCAAAAGCCAAGAGACGCUGAACACCCUGUCCUUUUGGGCCUGGACAAUCCCUGGACCUUGUUUUUGAAGAUGACCAAGUAGACAGUGUAGACACCACCUUCAUCUUAUUUGCCCAGGAGAUCAUGCCCUCAGCAUGUCUCCCUUCAUCUUUCAGCCUCCAAACAUCUCAGCUACCUGAUUUCUAUUACCUGGAACUAAAAUGGAAGUGGCCUUUUUCGGUGGAAACCAAAAUUAAGCUGCUUUGAUUUUAACAACUUUUUAAAUGGCAUUUUUUCCUUAGCGCUCUUUUAAAUCGAUUUAAAUAUAUAUAUACUCGUUUUGUACAAUUACAGAUUAUUCUUGAUAACUUUAGACGUAUAGAAAGUGGCAAAUGGAGGAGCUUUAUGAGUGGAUUAAGGUGUAGGGCAGAGGUCCCCAAACUUGGCAACUUUAAGACUUGCAUUGCUGGCUGGAGAAUUCUGGGAGUUGAAGUCCACAAGUCUUACAGUUGCCAAGUUUGGGCACCUCUAGUAUAGGGGAAGGUUUAACACAGGGAUAGAUAGCAUCAACAUCAUAAUAUGGACAACCAGGUCAUUGAUACCUGGCCUUUUUUCAUAUGCAUGGCACAUAUCACAUGCAUGUAAAAAGAAACAGGGUCUUAUCAUUCAGUUAUAUCUGCCAUUUUCCUGUCAUUGGUAUCCAUCUUUCACAGAUGCCAUGCUUAAUAUAGACUUUUAAAGAUUUUGGACUAUGAUAUUAAAAGCGACUCACCAUUGAACAGGGCCUGCUUAAAUCAACACCAUUUCACACGGUUCCACCACAAAACCGUGCUCGACUAAACCGCGUUGCUGACGUCAUGAACAGGGCGACAACAGCGCAGAGA
Thamnophis sirtalis is the source of this 1408-nucleotide messenger RNA. RefSeq names its product vitamin K epoxide reductase complex subunit 1 (gene VKORC1). Gene Ontology annotation, molecular function: vitamin-K-epoxide reductase (warfarin-sensitive) activity. Lineage: Eukaryota; Metazoa; Chordata; Lepidosauria; Squamata; Natricidae. The record is from RefSeq and is a predicted model, not a curated record. Gene Ontology annotation, biological process: blood coagulation; vitamin K metabolic process; peptidyl-glutamic acid carboxylation.